Messenger RNA from Porites evermanni, 9589 nucleotides. Lineage: Eukaryota; Metazoa; Cnidaria; Anthozoa; Scleractinia; Poritidae. The record is from the annotation of a GenBank genome assembly.
AUGGCUGACGAAGGCGAGAACGAAACUUGCGAUCAAACCAGGCAAAAUCCCCGGCAAGUAAGUUUAUAUUACGUUGCUUUAUUUUGUCCAAGAAGAAUAUUUUCUCCAGGAAGACACUGCUACAGUUUAAAGGAAACGAAUACUAUCUAUAGUAGGGAGCUUCUUUCAUAUUUAUAUGUAAAGGAAAUGCAAAGAAAACGGCAAACGAAGUUCAUGCGCUACCCAACCAAAUGAAACUGGUCUAAAAGAAAACAAAUGUAUUAUCAAGCUUCACCGUCCGGUUUUAGUGGCACGAAAAUAACUCGACAUUUUCAAGGUCUUCAAAACAGUUUUCAAAGAAUAUAAGAACUGAUACAAGUUUUAUCAAAUCAGGGUUUUCAUUUGGCAUCAUCGGAGAAUUCUCUGCUUAGUACACAGCAUUCUCCUGUUAACGUUCGGUGCCUGACUAUUUUUAUUGAAACUUAACGUUACGUUAAUCCGGUUUAUAACACCUUCGUAAGGCUUCAGUGUCUUCUUUUUAGUGUGGUUCCUCUUUCAGCUCCAACUGUGAUUUAGGUAAAACAUUUUUACCUAAGCAGCAGGGACCCAGCAAAUUCCUGAACCGGCCUAAGCCUGUGAUGGUUUUCUCAACUCACGCUACUAAAAUUCUUAAUGAAAACCUUGUGAAUCAAUUCAUAAUUUCUGUCCCAAUUUCCUUUAUGAGAUCUUAACAGUUUUUUUUGUUUCAAUAUCCACUCUUGCUCUAUUUUUCAACGGCAGUUCGGGUCGAUGUGUGAGAUAAAUGACCUAAAGUCCGUUUACUAGUGAAAACGUCGAAAUUAACAUGUGCCGAACUUUGGUCGAUUCUAAUGCAAAUAAGCGGCAACGAUAGAUUCAAAACAGUGAAUCUUGAAUUAAUUAUGUAAAAUUAUAUUUGUUGACUCAGUCCCGUCAACAGGUUCGCAGCAAGUUUGCCGGUUCAGUCCAACAGUCUCAUCGCUGAAAAUAAAACACGCAUUGUAACAACCUCUAUAAUGCAUGGUGACCAGAUGAAUUUCCAUUGACGAUCGCGUUACAAGUGAUCAUAGACUUUAAGAGGCGUUUUGCACAAAAGUCAGACAGCACUGUCCGAGUGGUCUUUGAGAGUCGUCGUUAUCUGAUGUUGUAUGAGAAAUAAAAUGCUGAUGCCUGCGAACGAUAAAUAUCGUUAUAUUUUAACUUUUCAUCAAUAAACUUGAUAAAGCAGAUUUAUCUUAAUUUUUUGUUCUACAUGUAUUUCGGUGUAUUUCGGUGUGAAUUCAUCGAUUUUAUCCACUUCAUUUGGCUCUAUUGCGUUACCCCUGUGAAGUCUUAUGUUUUUCUCAUACUUCUUAACUAGUAGGUUGUAACGCAUGAUUCGCGCGCGCGUGGGCGGAGCCCCAUAGCUUAGUAAAUCUACCCAUCCCAGAAAAUUUGGUAAUCACGUGACCGUACACCGAGCGCCGAGCGCCGAGCGCCGACCGUCCGUCCGCACCACAGGACAACCAAUGUUUACUCUCACACUUUUAGCUAGUUUGGGAGCCCAAGAGAAAACUAAUUGCACAUCAAUGUUGUGAUCAAUUGACAGCUGUCAAAACAGAGCAUCCGCUGACCAGUAUCACCUGACGGUACCGCGGGCUCGAGUGUCGACCCAUCGAGGUCGAGUAUUUUUUGAAGUUAUCCGCUGACAAAUUACCAGUUUCAAAUGAUCGCAGGCUCAAAUUUAUUUUUUUCCAAGGAUUCAUAUCAAAUAUGUUGUGUUUAUGUCACUAUGGCCCCGCCCUAUUAGGAUUAUGAUUUCAAACUGACUUUGGAAGCGAAAAUUCAGCCAGUUUUUUUAAAAGUACAGGCGGGAAAGACCUUAUCUUACCAUGGUCACGCGUUAGUCACGCUCUACGUCCAAUUUUUAUACUCUGAUUAGUCAAAAUUUGACAGGUGAGUUCGUGCCGAAAAAUUAUGCAGCAUCUUGAAAGUUGUUUACUUUGACAGCUGAAGCUGAAGAGUUUUGCGUCAAUAGAACUUUUGAUGUUUUUAACUGUCUUUUUCUUCUGGAUGUACAAAAUGAAAUACAGCUGCUAUCAAGAGUCUUCUGUUAUUCAUGGCUAGUAUGUUUACUGGGUUUUUGGUUGAGAAACGCGUCGCUCGUCAAAAUUUGGUAAUUCGAUUUCGGAUGGCAUCGUUUUUGUUUUUCACCUUGCUUAAGAGGGUUUAAAAGUCUCAAGCAACUGUGGCCUUCCUUGAUAGCUUUCAGGAACUGAAUCUCGAAUGGUAAGCCUGAGUAACUAUUGUAUUUGAUGUUUGUCUUCGUUAUAUCUAAUUUCAUGAAGUCUUACACAUUCACGCUGACAGCUUAUGCGGCAAGUUUAUGCACGUUUGUAGCCGUAGUUUGAGUCAACGAUCUGACAUCGUAUCAGGUAUGAACGGUUUGCUAUAAGCUUACAGAACUAUAAACAGCNCGUAGUUUGAGUCAAUGAUCUGACCUAGUAUCAGGUUUGAUAUAAGCUUACAGAACUUUAAAAAGCCUUCAGAUAUAUUUGCUCACCACAAAUAGAAAGAAAACGUUCCGAAGAAUAUUUAGUUAUAAAUUUGGCUGUAGAAAGAAAACUUUGAGCGAUUUUCUUGCUUCGAGGAGUUUAUUUUGGAAAAUAGUAAACGGGUAAUGACAAUCUGCGAGCCAGCGAGCCAUGCGAGUCAUGCGAGUCAUGCGAGCCAUAUGUGCGAGCCAUCAAAAAUUUUGAAAAUUGGAAAAAAAAAUGUAAUUCAUACUAGGGAGUACAAUUAAAAUCGGUUUUUACUCACUGUUUAUCUCUGUUUUCCCUCGCUCGAUCGAUCGAUCGUAGGCGCCAUCUUGUUUCUGAAAUCAUCUAACACGCGCCAGUCUCUGCUCUUUGAAUGCUUCUCUCUUGAGUCUGGGUCGAGGUUGAAUGACUCUGUGUCGCUCUUCUGAAUCUCCCUACGGACAUCACGCUGUUGACUUGCUAAAUCUUUUUCUAAUCGUCUUCAAUCCUUGGAUAAUUCGGACAAUUUUUCAAGUACCAUUAUUUUUACGCAAAAUAGUGAAAGCAAAAAUAAACAGAGAGAAAGCCAUGUAAAAAUUUAACAAUGAAUGUAAAGCAUGGAUGCCAAGGAGCAAUUUUAUGUAUGUUUCAUGAUAAAAGCAUGCAUAGGAAUCCUAUAUUUUUUACAUAGAAAGAAUUUUAUCGCUACUUUCAAACAAACAGACUAGUCCCGGGACUAGCUUCUGCCAAAGAGACGAUUUAUGGAAAAAGUGGCCAUUUUGUUUAUGUGCGCGCGCUAAUCAUGUGUAAAAGUAAGGAUGCAGUAAUAGCGUCGUACCACUGGGCUGUACUGCACACACCUGUCGAUACACGUGCGAUGUAUAAUAUGUUAGCUCAUUACUGCCAUUGUUUGUAUCUCGUACUUUUCGUUACGGGAGAGGGGAGAGGCAAGACUGCGAAAAGAAAGACUGCAAAGGCGAUCGUGUCGGUGUUUUCCAGUGGCUCGCAAGGCUCGCACGUUUGGCUCGCAUGGCUCGCAUGGCUCGCACGUUUGGCUCGCAUGGCUCGCAUGGCUCGCUGGCUCGCACAUUGGCCACACUCACAGUAAACACCCGCGCCGGGAAGCCGGCUUAAGCUUCACGCCGAGACUCAGGAUUUUUAGAGACACUUUAAUACUUGUCUUCAUGAAUGAAAAUUGUUGUCUCUGUAAAUGUUUCACCGAAUUAUAUUUCUUUUUUUGAUUGUUAGUAGUCUCUCUUGCAAUUUUAAUCGCUUGCCUGUGCCGUUUGUUUUCAUCGUUCAUGAACAUCGCUUGCAGGAGUACUCAAAAAUGUCUCGCGUAUCAAACGCUUUAUAAGAUUACACAUCGUUAUAACUGAAACCAUUAAAUAACCAAAAAAAUUAAUGAUAAAUUCGCUAUUAUGUUGAAGUGUAACUCUAUUAAAGUUCAUUCAAACACUCGACUACACUGACAGCUCACACUAUAGAAACGAGAACCGGCUGGCCAUAUGGGUGAUUUUGGAAAUUUUUGAACGGUUUCGCUUUACGAUUGAUCGUCCUGAAUAUUGACUGAGUGCAAUCACCGAAUUAUAUUUCUUUUUUUGAUUGUUAGUAGUCUCUCUUGCAAUUUUAAUCGCUUGUCUGUGCCGUUUGUUUUCAUCGUUCAUGAACAUCGCUUGCUGGAGUACUCAAAAAUGUCGCGCGUAUCAAACGCUUUAUAAGAUUACACAUCGUUAUAACUGAAACCAUUAAAUAACCAAAAAAAUAAUAAUAAAUUCGCUACUAUGUUGAAGCGUAACUCUAUUAAAGUUCAUUCAAACACUCGACCACACUGACAGCUCGCACUAUAGAAACGAGAACCGGCUGGCCAUAUGGGUGAUUUUGGAAAGUUUUGAACGGUUUCGCUUUACGAUUGAUCGUCCUGAGUAUUGACUGAGUGUAAUUUGUCUUGAAAAAUUGUGAAAUACUGCAUUCUGUCCGAGGUCUGUAUGAUAAAUAGUACUGUUUCACCUCAAAUGUGAUGUAUAAAAGUUACAAAAGGUUGGUUUAAACACCCCCAGAUUUGUUGGCAAGAAUUUGUAAAGUAAACCUGUCGAACGCAAAAAAAUUCGGCGUGAUUGUUUUCCAAGAAUUUGUUUUGGUGGCCUAAUCUACUGUGAUCUUGAAUGUGAUCGAAGAUGUUUUCUACUUUUUGGGUGUACAUAUAAGGUUAUCAAUUCGAUGUAAGAUGUUUCAUUCUAAAAUAACUUAGCCUUUCCCUCGAAAGAAUGAAUGUGCCCUUAAGUUAAAUGAUUUGUGGAUUAAAAAUGUAUUGUCUGAUUUAAAUUAUAAAUUUAUUAAUUGGAGCUUCGCUUUUAGCCCUGGCUAAAUCUAUAUAUUAAUCUUCCUAGCUCUGGUCUUUGGUAUGAAAAUAAAAUUGCCCAUCCAUGCAAGUAUAAGUUUGUCAGAAUAGCUUCUCACUGGAUUUGAACUUCUUAAACAGGUAAGCCAAUAAAGGGCUGUCUUUUUUUUUUAGGGCGUUAGGUUAUACUGAAUAUAUCUCUUUUGAGUAGGAAAAGAAGAACGAGCAAUCAAGUGAUCCAAAGGAGCCGAAGCAACCGGUGCAAUCGGAAUCACCACCACAUCAGGAUGUUGAGAAUGCAGAAAAGUGCACUCCAUCGAACAAUGGUAAAAGCUAAGCUUAAUUUCGCCCCAUGUGAGGGAAUCCAGAAUCCGGAAAAAUUUGGCUUAUGGGAUCGGGAAUCCCGGGUUUUGAAAUUCGGAAUACAGUCCAAGAAAUCCGGAAUUAAACUAACGAUUGCAAUCCAGAAUCCAAGUUCCACUUACAAGGACUGGAAUCAAGUACCUGGAAUCCGGAAUCCACGGCGUGAAAUCUAGAAUCCAAGACUGUCUUGGAUUCCCCUGCAUGGGGAGAUUAAUUCGUCUUUAAAUAGGGACGUUCACUUGUCCUGAAUGCUUUGUAGUCCCCAAAUAUACAUAUGCUUUUUGUAAAUUGCUUUUAUUUAUUCCUCUGACAGGUUUUGGAGAAUUAGAGUCCUUACUUUCUGAAUCGAUGUCACUGCCAGCAGAAGUUGUCGAGUCGUUGGCGGAGUCCCGUAGUGAUAUCGUCCAAAAUACAACACAUUUUCAUGCAGUAGUCUCCAUCCUUAGUGGUGCUCAGCCUUGAUCGCUGGCUGAGUAAAACAAGCUUUUUCGCUCUUGCGUACACAAAAGUGUACUUUUAGCAGAAUGUGAUUGCCCCUGAAAGGAUUUCUUGAAUAUUUGAUUUCUUGUCCGUUUUUUUAUGCGCAAAAUCGAAUCAUUGUUUUCGUCUAGACCACCGGAAUGGAUUUCAAACGCGUAAUCUUUUCCGAUAUGGACUUUCAGGGCUCUCUGACCCUACCUCGAGCAAGUGAAAGAGCGGCACAUUUUCUUCCAUCACUAGCUAGUCCAUCACACACUCUUCAGUGAUCAGAAAUAUAUCAGAGGUACAUAAUAAGUAUGUCUCUUAUACUCAUCAAGUCUCGGUGAUCACCACCGAAAGCGGUACUGAGCAUGAUCAUUUUACCACAGACGAUUACUUCUCAAGCUUUCACAAAAGAAGGGCGCCCCAUUUCCACUUCGCACGAAACAGCCACUAGAAUAUCUCUAAAAAGUCCAAGCACUUUUUUCAAGACCCGUAGAAAGUUUGAAAAAGAGAUAUUCCAAGAUCAACAAAGUUCAUCGAUCGAAAUAACGAAUCUCAAUUUCUCCAAGGUUUUACCAUUUUUACCAUUCUCCAUCUUGCGCACAAGUCUUUUACCACUUCUUCUUCGUUGGUUUGUUACCAAAUGGCGGGCAAAUACUGCCGGGAAAACGUGCAACAUGUCAAAUCAAAGGCAGAGCUACAGUUUAUUUUAUAAAUAUUUUAGGUAAUUGUAUUACCACCUUAUAAAAAGCAAGAACUGCAACUUCAAAGUUUUAUCAACGUUAUAUUUAACAAGAACUAAUUAUUGUUUAGGGGCCAUUGAUCAUUCGAUAUUAAAAAAGGUUUGUGUGAAUGUUUGUUUAACAGGAAAAAAGCCUUCAUCUAACACAGCCAAGAAGAUUGCAGCUGUUGCAGCUGUAGGCGUGGCUGCUACUGCUGUGGGGGCACUAGCUGCUCCAGUGAUUGCUGGUGCUGCUUUGGGUGCGGCUGGAUUCACUUCCGCUGGAGUGGCUGCUGGUUCUGUCGCAGCAGGAGUGCAGUCAGCUGUUUAUGGUGGAUCUGUGGCUGCCGGAAGUCUGUUUGCUCUUUGUCAAAGUGCAGGUGCCACCGGAGUUAUUGGCUCCGCGGCGACUGCUUUCAUUGGUGGAGGUACUGGAUUGGCUGGCAUUGCUGGAACACUGGGGAGCUUCAAACUAUUUGUAAGGCUCGACUGUUUGCGUAAUUUGUAUUCUAACAUUAGUAGACAACAGCAGAACUCAACUACAACAAAACUUAAAUGAUGGGUCUGGGUACAUGGGGCUGCUUCCCCGUCGAACAUAUUUACCUUGGUAGAAGAGCUUUAAAUGCAAUAUUAAAACGAAACUAAAACUUACUUUACUUUACCAGUCUCACUUUAAGAAACAGAAAAUUAUCGCUAUAAAACUGUUUACACCAGAAGUUGACCCUGUCAAUUAUAGACGACUAAGCUACCGAAAAACCUGAUUGGCUCUUUUACGGUCAGCCCAGCAACAAGUAUAGUUGACAAAAGACGACGCAUUCGAUUCCACAUUAGACAGCACCAAUAGUGAUAACAAUUGAAACUAAUCGAUUUCCAAAACAGCAACUAAGGAAAUACAGUACUUCAUAAGGAACUUUCAAUGAAUUUUUCUUAAAAACAAAAGGAGAACGUGAAUACCAAGAAAAAAGGUUGUGAAAUUUUUAUUGUCUCGUGUCCAAUCAUAACAAAAACAGGAUACGAGAGCAAGCCACAAACCCACUUACUGUCAUUCUUACUUGUGGUUUAAUUUACUCACUUUUUGCAUAUUAUAACGUGUUUGUUUUGGCUAUUUUCCUUUAUUUUGUUCAGUUUCCUCAUGCCUGUUUGGCUUUUUCCUUGCAACGCAGUAACUUUCUAGAAAUAUUUCUGGUGUCCACGGUUCUGAUCGUGAGUUUCACAGUAAAAGCUUCAUAAACUCUGAAAAAUUAGUGAAAUAAAGGAAAUGAAUAUUUAAUCUCUUAUUUACAAGCCGUUUGUCUCUUUUCAAAAAACUUCAGCUAAACUAGCUUAUCCUAUUGUAUUCAAACGAUAUCAUGUAACUCAAAUCGAAAUUUAAGGGCAUUAAAUCAAAUAAUUUAAACCAACAAGCUUGUCAACAGAUAUUUAGUCAAUUUCAAAGCUUCCACUUCUUUUAAUAAAUAAUAAUAAUAAAUAUAAAACUUAUAUUGCGCAUAAACAAUAGAAAUAUUUUCAUAUGCGCAUAACAGACGAUAAGAUAUAAAUAAGCCGAAUUAAAAGCUAUCAUAAAAAUGUAAGUCCAUUAAAUUCUAUGUUAAAAAAUAAUAAUAAAAUAAUAAAAUUAAAAAAACAGGUAAAAACUAAAAACUUAAAAAUAAAUGAAUAAAUCAAUUAAAAAGGUAUCUUAAAAAAGUACGUUUUGAGGGCUCGCUUAAAAGAUGUGAGGCUCUGAAUGUUUCUUAUCUCCGCCGGAAGACUGUUCCACAGUUUGGGCUGAAAAGCUCGGUCACCAAGUGUAGGUAGGCACCGGGCGUUGGCUGAUACCAACAAAGUUGCAUUCCUUGAUCUAAGAGUAUAUAUUGACUGGGCAGCGACAGCAAUAAGAUCAACCAGAUAUUGUGGUGCAAGUCCGUAGAGGCACUUGAAUAUUAAUAACACAAUUUUAAAUUCAAUUCUGUAUUUGAUGGGCAACCAGUGAAGAUCUUUUAAAAUGGGAGUGAUAUGACAGGUACGAGGAGUGUUAGUUACAAGUCUGGCAGCAGCAUUUUGAACUCUUCGAAGUUUAUUAAUGUGAAUAGUAGGAAGGCCAUAUAAUAGGCUGUUGCAGUUGUCCAAUUUAGUGGUAAUAAACUCAUGGCGGUUUGAUGAGACCCACAAAUACUUUCUGAUCCUACGUAUAUUGUAGAUAUAAUAAAAAGACAAACUGCAGAUAUUAUUGACAUGGCUAAGCAUGUCAAGAUUAGAGUCAAACCGUGAUCCCAAGUUUUUUUACGCUAGGAUCAUAUUGAUGAUGAUGAUAAUGAUGAUGACGACGAAUAAUUAUAAUGACAAAAACAAAUUUGUUGAAGAGCAUUUAACUUGGCAAAUAGCAAAGUAAGGGAUUUGUUUUCUUACAGGAAAAUACUAUUCGAAAUUGCUCUGCAAAUACUUUCAAAGGUUUGAACCCUUGUGAUCACUGAUAGAAUAAUAAAAGAACGUUUUUUCAUGGCGACCAAUAUUAUAAAUAUGCACAGCAGAUACUUGUAUCGUAAAUCAAAUGUGCUAAAAGCAAAAAUUGAACGUAUAAACUCAUUUAAUUCAUAGGGAAGGAAAUCAGACACCAUAAAAUUGGUGAUUUGUGGAAGCGGAGAUGGAGCACACGUGUUUGCUGGUAUUGCAUCUUCUCGAAAAGACACUGACGUUCGAAUUCUUGCUUUGCAUGAAAAUGAAGCAAAGCGCUGGAAUACUGCACUGCAGCAAAAGAAACUUGAGGUUACAUUUCGUUGUGAAGGUGAAAAAACCUCCAGUAUUGUAUCCAAACCAGCUCUGGUGACAAACAACCCAGAAGAUGCUAUGCGAGAUGCUCAGAUGGUAAUAUUUAUGAUGUAUGCGUCAGGCUGUCAUCAAGUUUAUUUAGAGGUUUUAGCACCCCACGUUAAACCUGGCACCAUUAUAGUUAGUUUAUCAGGGUACCCAGAGUUUGAGUUCCAAGUUCAUCGCGUGCUGGUGGAGGUAGCGCGGCAAUGCACCAUCAUGAAAUUUAAGUCACUUCCUUGGACGUGUCAUAUCACUGAAUUUGGAGUUAAAUGUGAGGUAACUCGUACCAUGAAGACACUGCACGGGAUCGUCAAGGUAAGCUUAGCGAGUGUCGCUCAACGAGAAAUAAACGCUGCAUUACUUAACCCUAGGCCUAUUCUGACCGGGGCGUUGCCUUUAAAGUUGAAUACCCUUUAA